Myiozetetes cayanensis is the source of this 3109-nucleotide messenger RNA. RefSeq names its product chymotrypsin-C-like. Gene Ontology annotation, biological process: proteolysis. Lineage: Eukaryota; Metazoa; Chordata; Aves; Passeriformes; Tyrannidae. Gene Ontology annotation, molecular function: serine-type endopeptidase activity. The coding region runs from base 1 to 810 and encodes 269 amino acids. The record is from RefSeq and is a predicted model, not a curated record. The transcript has 8 exons.
AUGCUGGGAGCCGUCUGUCUCGUCCUGCUGCUGGGCUACGCCUAUGGAUGCGGCCAGCCGGCCGUGCCCCCACAGCUGGGCGCCCGUGUGGUGGGCGGUGAGGACGCCGUAGCCCACAGCUGGCCCUGGCAGAUCUCGCUGCAGUACAGCCGCUUUGGAUCUUGGUACCACACCUGCGGCGGGACCCUCAUUGCCCCCCAGUGGGUGCUGACGGCCGCCCACUGCAUCAGCUCUUCCCUGACAUACCGUGUGGUGCUGGGCAAGCAGGACCUGUCGGUGGAUGAUGAGCCCGGCUCGGUGGCCGUGGGCGUGGAGAAGACGAUUGUCCAUGAGAAGUGGAACUCCUACCUCAUCAUCAAUGACAUCGCCCUGAUCAAGCUGGAAGAGGCGGUCCAGGAGAGCGAUACCAUCCGGGCCGCCUGCCUGCCUGAGGCCGGCAAGAUCCUGCCCAACAACUACCCCGGCUAUGUCACCGGCUGGGGACGCAUCAGGACCAACGGGCCCCUGGCCGACGUCCUGCAGCAGGCCCUGCUGCCCGUGGUGGACUACGAGACCUGCUCGCAGAGGAACUGGUGGGGCAGCAACGUGCUCCCCACCAUGGUUUGUGCCGGCGGUGAUGGCAUCAGCUCUGGCUGCAACGGCGAUUCCGGCGGCCCCCUGAACUGCCAGCGCGAGGACGGGAUCUGGGAGGUGGAAGGCAUCGUCAGCUUCGGCUCCGGGCUGAGCUGCAACCUGAUCAGGAAGCCAACGGUGUUCACCCGCGUGUCUGCCUACAUCGACUGGAUCAACGAGAAAAUAAGCUCCAACUGAGGACUCGGCACGCGGAGAUACAAGUGUUGAGUGUGAUAAAGGCAAAAGUGCUGAGCUGGUCUCGUGUGCCGCACUGGUUAUUUGGGGGGGACAGGGUGGAGCUGGGGGCAGACACCCAGGGCUGGGUCUGGUGAUGUUGGGUCCUGUUUGUGAGCUGAGGAAGGUGUCCCUGUUGUGCAGUGGGGCUGGGCAGGGCCCCGGGGAGGCUGAGGUGGGCAAACAUCCCACAAGAUGCUCUCACUUGUGGGGGAGAGCCAUGGCUGAGCCCAAGAGCUCAAGGUUUGGCUGAUGGUUUCAUGGGAGUAGGGCUGGGAUCUGUUCAGGUGGUUCUGGGGGGCUUCAGGAAACCCACUUGGCCCUUGGGGGGGAUCUAGGAUAUUGGUAGAUCCAGGGAUCCUUUAGAGGACCUCACUGGCACUGGGCUAGAUGGGGGCAGCUGAAUUUUAAUGGGGGUCUUGAGGGAACUGGGUUGGCUCUGGGGGGCUUGAGGAGGGCUGAUUGGUUUGAGAGGGGUCAGGGGAGCAUGAGGGAGCUCUGUUGGAGCCAGAGCCCUUGGAACACAGUGGGUAGGGCCUGGAAGGAUGGCAGGUGAAUCCCAGCUGUGGGGUUUCCUGGGGGCUGCCCUGGAGGAGAUGGGGGAGGAUUUUCCAUGAAAAAGGCAGCCAUGUAGGUGGGAGUGGGUGUGAAGGGGCUGCCCAGGGGUGCACUGUGAGCCCCUGAGCAGAGCCAUCCCCUGUGCCAUCAUCCCAUCGUGGCUGCUGGAGCCCAGCCAGGAUCCUAACAGCAGGAGGAGGAGGAGAACGAGCAGGGAUGGACGGAUGGCAGCGCCUCCAGCUCGGCGGGGAGGAUGUGAUGGAUGGUGCCGGGUUUAGGAGCCCUGCAGCCGCUGGAAUGAUGAGUGGCACCAUCACCAGACCAGCAAAGAACUCUGGAACCUUCACCGAGGCUUGGGAGCACCAGCACGAGCCACUCAGGGUCUCCCUGGGGACUCUGUGGCACGUGCCAGCCUGGCCAUGGGUUUAGUGGGAGGAGAGGGGUGCAGGGUGGGAAAUGGUCUGGAGGGUGAGGAAAUGUGCUGUGGCAAAGGGACUGUCCAGAUCUCCCCAAGGGGAAUUAAAGGCCUGUCACAGGAUGUGGUGUGGAGGUGGAUGCUCUGUGUGUGAUCUGGAUGGCACUGGGUGGUCGGGGCACUGGCGGGGAGGGCUGGGCAGGGGCUCUGCUGCCCAGAGUGGAGAGCUGCAGGCUGUCCGUGUGAAGCUGAGCAAUGGAAUGUGCCCCCUUGCCCUGUGUGUGCACCCACAUGUGCUGUGGGGACGCAGGUUGGGGCUGGGAGGAAGGGGUGGGGGGUGCAGGACCUUGGUGUCACAGCCUGUUGUAUUGCCAUGUGCUGUCACCUCGUUGCUGUGGGUGUGCCUGUGCACUGUGUCCCAUCCUCAGAGGUGUUUUGGUGAGCAGGGGGGCCCAGGGCAUGGGCCCAGAGUGCCACAAGCCUCAGUGCUGGGGCAUCAGUACCCAUUGUGCAUGUCCCACACAGCCAGCCACGGCCAUCCCCCUGCACUGUGUGUCACCCCAAUAACCAGUGUCCUCUCACCCAGAGGUGGUGGAGAAUUGUGACCCCUCUGGGCAAAGAACCUUUUCCUAAUACCCAGUCCCUUCCCUGACACAUCUCCAGCUGUGCCCUCGGGUCCUGUCACUGCUCACAGAGAGCAGAGAUCGGUGCUACCCCUCUGCUGCCCCUGGUGAGGAAGCUGCAGAGCACAGUGAGGGCUCCCCUCAGCCUCCUCUUCUCCAGAGGGUGACUUCACCCACCCCUUGGAUGGCUUCACUUGUGUGUGGUUAUCUCCUGACCUUCACCACUUUUAAUCUUUAAGGCUGUAUAGAGUUUAACACAUAAACAUUACAUUUACGUGUUAAUUGUCUGUCAGUUAUUGUUAUAUUCUGCUCAUGCAGUUUAUAAUUGACACAUUAAAUCUACAAGUUAACCUUAAAAAGAGUUUACUUGAAUUUUAUUUCUGUUAGUUUUCAAUGUGUAACACCUUGUAGGAUGUGUCCAUUAUGCAAGUAUUUAACAGUGUGGGAGAAUAAGGGGAAGUUUAAGAGGGUACAGUGAAACUUUGUGAAGUUUAUAACUUUUACUUCACUGCUGAAAGCUGUGAGUGCUCAUACGCUCACUUACAUAAAAAUUACAUGUCAAAAGUCAUCUUUACCCACUCCUGGGAAUGAGAGCUCAGGGACACCCGGGAGGCAGGGACAAACCCCACUGACAGCAGCAUCCUGAGCUGAUGGGACAGAGCCAUGG